Fonsecaea multimorphosa CBS 102226 is the source of this 1554-nucleotide messenger RNA. RefSeq lists its product as uncharacterized. The record is from RefSeq and is a predicted model, not a curated record. Bases 1 to 1554 code for a protein of 517 amino acids. NCBI's taxonomy places the organism in Eukaryota, Fungi, Ascomycota, Eurotiomycetes, Chaetothyriales, Herpotrichiellaceae. Gene Ontology annotation, cellular component: membrane. Gene Ontology annotation, biological process: transmembrane transport. Gene Ontology annotation, molecular function: transmembrane transporter activity. The transcript is spliced from 3 exons.
AUGACCGCAUUCACUUCAGACGCCGCUGCUUUGGAGGCAGCAGGAAAGAAGCAAGUGUUGAAGCGAGAAUGGAACUUUUGGGCAUUGCUGGGUAUGUCGGCAUGCACUCUAUGCACAUGGGAAGCCACGAGUGCCCUGUUUGCCGGUGCUUACAGCAAUGGCGGCCCUGCCUCUGUUGUGUACGGAUUUAUCGUGUCUGCGCUCGGAACUCUGUGUAUCGCCGGAUCCUUUGCUGAGAUGGCCUCUAUCUCGCCAAUCGCUGGAGCUCAGUAUCACUGGAGUGCAGAGCAUUCGCCUCUCAGAUGGCGCGCAAUCAUCAGCUACGUGCAGGGCUGGGUCACCAUCACUGGAUGGGUCGCAGCCGUGGCAUCCGUAUGUUACUUGAUUGCAACCAUGAUCCAAGGCGUUGCGAUCCUAAAUUAUUCCGGAUAUGACGCGAAGCGGUGGCAUGCAACACUCAUGAUGAUUGGGUUUGCUGGCGUCGCCGCACUGGGAAACACCUUUGGCAAGAAGUUUUUACCGCUUUGGGAGACCUUGGGAGGGUUUCUUCACGUGCUAUUCUUCUUCAUCAUUUUCAUCGCCAUUCUAGCGACUAGCACGAAGGCCAGCGACAAGGACGUUUGGGGUACAUUCAUUAACGCCAGCGGCUGGACCAGUGAUGGUGUCAGCUUUUGUAUUGGGUUCCUCACACCGGCCUUCGCACUCGCGGGCGUUGAUGCGGUCGUCCACAUGAGCGAGGAAGCGUACAAUGCGCCUCUCAAUAUUCCGCGCGCGAUGAUUUGGUCAGUCACAAUCAACGGAUUGGCUGGCUUUGCAUAUAUCAUCACCAUCCUCUACGCCAUCACCGAUGCCGAUACCGUUCUCUCGACCCCUACUGGAUUCCCUAUUAUUGCAGUUUUCCUGCAAGCCACCAACAACCAGAAGGCUGCGACCGCGAUGAUGACUGGAGUCAUUAUCGUCUUCACCAUGAACCUCUUUGGAUGCACAGCAUCAGUCUCCCGCCUAAUCUGGGCGUUUGCGAGAGAUCAUGGUGUUCCAUUUUCCGGCUUCUUCUCGCACAUCACCCCUUGGAAUAAGUGUCCAACCAAUGCCGUCCUCGCAAUUUUCGUUUCCGUCUCCCUUCUAUCCCUUAUCAACAUUGGAUCUACCACUGCUUUCAAUGCCCUGAUCUCUCUGACAACGCUGGGCUUUUACUUUUCCUACGCCAUUCCCACAGUCAUGUUCGCUAUACGCCGCUUCAACACCUCCAACCCUAUCAAUUUUGGACCAUGGACAAUGGGAAAAUUUGGUCUUUUGGUCAACAUCCUUACGGUCGCAUUCUGCGUUUUCCUCAUCAUCUUCUUGCCAUUCCCACCUUAUCUUCCAGUCACAGGACAGAACAUGAAUUACGCUUCUCCUGUAUUUGGGUUCGUUAUGAUUUGUGCUACUCUCAACUACAUCCUACGGGCUCGCAAGAAGUUUACCGGCCCUAUCAAAGAAGUCAGCAGCGAGACUAGCAGUGAAGAGGUGGCUCAUGAGUCUGUCGUUGCAGAGAAGAUUACUGCCAGCUCAUAG